Manduca sexta (tobacco hornworm) is the source of this 1514-nucleotide messenger RNA. RefSeq names its product tetraspanin-1. NCBI's taxonomy places the organism in Eukaryota, Metazoa, Arthropoda, Insecta, Lepidoptera, Sphingidae. Gene Ontology annotation, cellular component: membrane. The record is from RefSeq and is a predicted model, not a curated record. The coding region runs from base 150 to 1067 and encodes 305 amino acids. The transcript is spliced from 5 exons.
CAACACAGUAUCCAUUGUGUUGUUAGUUGGAAAACAACAGAGUGCAAAACAAACCUUAUCAGUAUACUUAUCAAUGCUAUCAGCACUCAUAAGGGCAUUGAAUGAGGUGGUAGAAAGUGCGUUAUAAUUUUUGGUGUUCUGUGUAAAAAAUGAUCGUGGAACCGGCACCGAAUCAUCAAAACAUGAAGUUUAACAAGACGGAGUCCGAAUACAAUAUGAAAUCUAUCAGAUUUCUAUUGUUAAUCAUAACGGGGAUGUUUAUUAUUAUCGCUGGUCUGAUGAUAGUCCUCGGUAUAUCCGUUUAUUCGCACUACCACAGCUUCUCGUUCUUCUACGAGAGCGCCAAGAGUGGAAGGUUCCUUACGCCAUCAGUUCUUAGCGUGUUCAUAGGUUUGGUGAUGCUCGUCGUAUCUUCGUUUGGUUUCUUUGGCAGUUUGAAACAAAGCACGUGUAUGGUUAACUUGUACGCGUUGAUAUUAACCUUAUUACUCAUAAUUAAAAUGGUGGUUGUUAUCCUUGCCUUCACGGUUGAUACGGACACAAUCAUGAGCUACAUCAAUAUACCAAUAGAGAAAUAUACGUACGACGCAGAAAUAAUGGACGAAAUUGACAACUUGCAAUACUCGUUGGGAUGCUGUGGAAGCAACUCCUACAUGGACUACGUGGGUAUGGAUUUCAACUCAAACCACUCCACAAUAACGGUAUCAAAGAAAAUCGAUGGCAACAUGGUCUCAAUGCUGAUACCGACUACGUGCUGCGUCGCGCAUAAUGGAGAUUACUCAUUUUGCACCAGAAUGUUCUCUGUCAGUUGUAAAACGGCUUUGGUCAGCGUUUUAGUCCAAAAUGCCACUGUUCUGGGCGUUCUUGGUGUAUCAGUAAUGUUUAUUCAGUUAUUGGGAAUCAUAUUCGCACUAUUGUUGGCUCGUUGCAUCCGGAAAAUGAAAAGCGAAAAGGCCCUGAUGGCUUGGAAGAUCAGGGAGCAAAUGAUAAUGGCGCGAGAAGCCGAAGCAGAGAACAAACAGGACAAAUCAGUGUACAUUGCACACGCGGAUUCCAGUUUAGCUUAAAAUAUCGCUGUUGUAUUCCAUUUAAAUCUAAUGUAAAGUCGUGUUUCUAUUAUUCAAGUAGCAUGUAUGCAAAGUGCAGUUUAUAUACCUUACAUAGGUAUUGGAAACUCAAAUACACAAGCAAGCCGUACGUUUAAAUUAAAGUAUUUUUCUUGAACGCAUAUGUCAUGAUAUACCUGUAUACACACUUGUACAAUAGAAAUCAAAGAGAAUUAUAAUAUAGAAAUGCAGUUUUGUAGGAUUAGUAAUUCCUCAGAACAAUGACAAGCAAGUAAUUCACUACACAAAUUCUUAAGUCAAAUUACUGUCACAUAAGGCUUCAGAGACCAAAUAGGUUCAAAUAUUUUAUCGUAUGUUAAACCUUGCGUAUUUCUGGUAAGUAUGUACUUAAUAUUAUUUCAAAAUUUUUUUUUUUUAAUGGGAUGCUAAUAAUGUUGUUAAAUAAAU